Messenger RNA from Colletotrichum godetiae, 1410 nucleotides. Its product is annotated as UbiA prenyltransferase. The transcript has 3 exons. NCBI's taxonomy places the organism in Eukaryota, Fungi, Ascomycota, Sordariomycetes, Glomerellales, Glomerellaceae. Gene Ontology annotation, molecular function: transferase activity, transferring alkyl or aryl (other than methyl) groups. Bases 397 to 1365 code for a protein of 322 amino acids. Gene Ontology annotation, cellular component: membrane. The record is from RefSeq and is a predicted model, not a curated record.
GUCAGUUCAACCCUCGGCUUAGCUACAAGGCAACUAGAGUUCAGCUUCCCGUAAUCUUGAACCAGGAUUCGACUUAGUUUAAAAGAACUAUCUACAGCAAAUGUCCCCGACUGGAUUCCUAUUUUGGAAUUCGUCCCGCAGUUUCGGGUAACCCGGCCUGCCUCACGGAAACUCUCCAAUGGUAUCCUGCCAGGAUCCAGUUCCUAAUGUUGCGAGGCGCGCAGAGACAGCAAUAUCAGACGAUGUCGUCACAUCCACAUUUUUGGACUUUCCGGCCGAAGUAAACUGCUAUCUUCGGCCCAUUUCCACCUCCCAGUCGUCAUCCCCAGCACUGACAGACCGGAUUCUCAUCGACAUUUUGGUUUAGAAGGAGAUAAGUGUCAUAUAUUCGACACCAUGAAAGUUGUCGAAAAUAGCGUCUUGGGUGAGAAGCCUUCGGGCGCUCCUGUACCAGAAUUUUACACAUCUGCAACGAAGCGCAGAACUUUGGCACAAGCCGCAUCCUUUCAUCUCAAAACACUCUACUUAUUCACCAGAAGCGACGUCAAGACUGUCCUAGCGCCUCAAAUCAUCUUCAUCCUAGCAGCCGUGUUUAGUCGCGAACCUCUCACGACAGCGUUCGAUCGAAUAAACUGCCCAAUUUUCCAAAGGCUACCUCUGGCAAUUCUGUGGAUAUGGCUCAACCUGAUCGUGUGCGGUAUUUCGAACCAGCGACUCGCGGACUCCAUCGUCGAAGACGAGCACAACAAGCCCUGGAGGCCACUCGCUGCGAAGCGACUAACCCCCCCACAAGCCCAGCGACUUCUCCUCGGGAUGAUACCACUCGUUGUAGCUGUGAGCGCAGUGCUGGGUGGCUUCAAGCCGACGAUAUCCAUGAUGACGCUUCUGUGGAUGUACAACGAUCUUGACGGAAGUAGCAUCAACAUCUGGGCUCGCAAUGCGAUCAACACAGGCGGUAUCAUGUGCUUCAGCGCUGGAGCUUUAGAGGUUCUUUCUGGUGGAGAUCUUCUUCCGAAGGCAUGGGCCUGGAUUGGGGUCACCGGCGCCGUCAUUGCCACAACAGUCCAAGCGCUGGAUUUCCCAGACAUGGAAGGAGAUAAGGCUAGGGGCCGCAAGACCAUCCCGCUGUUAUAUGGUGAAGGAGUCGCUCGUGGCGGGCUGGCCGUGUUGGUUCUGCUGUGGUCUACUGCGUGCCCGUUAUUUUGGAACCUUCCACCAGCGGUUUGGGCGGCUCCUCUGGGAGUAGGAGUCUUGAUGGCUGGAUUGACAGUCGUAAGGCAGGACGAGAAGUCCGACGAUGUUGUGGCGAAGCUUUGGUGUUUGUGGUUGGCUGUCUUGUACCUCUUACCUCUUUUCGCAGCGUAGGAAACAUGUCCUCAGCAUAGAAUAAGAACAGAAACAAGUGUGUCC